AUGAAAUAUCUGGCCGCUAGUAAUAAAAACAUCAUUCGAUAUAAUUUCCGUCAUAUGUACACGAAACGGUUAUUUAACUUCAAAUUUAUACCCUCUCCUAAUCUGAAGACCAAAAAGAAACAACAGAAGCGUUUCGAUCGAACUUGCAAUAGAGUUUUUAAUACCCGCUACAAUUCAGCAUGUAUUAGUUUCGAAGAGAAACUUAAAGUUACUCGAAAAAAUCAUUUUAUUUUUCACAAAUAUCAAACUAUUCACAAGACCCUCUCACAUCUCACCUAUUCGAAGAAAUCGGUAAUUCCCGAUGCUAAUGCUUACCCGUUUAACAUUCCAUUUUACGAACCGAUAGGUGGACCUCCGGUCCCUAAAGAAGACCUCCUCCUAGAUGAACCCAAAUUGGUGUUCUCCAGUGUAUUCAAAGUUGAUCUACCUACUAAUGCACUUCGAUUGUGCUUAAAUUCAUCAGGAAUCUCGAUGAAUGAUUUUAACUUUAACAAAUCUACAAACAAUUUGACAUCUAACGAUGCUAUUACGUUCUCACCACGUCCCGCGCACACCAUGGUCACCACCGUGGAAAAUUACAACCCGUUCCGAGAGACCUUAGCUGAUAAAUUUAAACCUUUCGUCCCUAGGUCUCCUAUUUAUGAUGAAUACGGACGUUAUUUGCCACCUGAAUCUGGAGAAUGGUUACGAGUUGUUAAGAACUCAUACGCAUUAAGACAUCAACCCAACCUGGUGGUCGAGCUUCAGGAAUCACUUUCCAAUAGGCGUCCUAAACUCAAGCCUAAAGAAAUACAACGUCAGUUAGAUAAGGCCAAACGCAAAUCAACUCUACACACUUAUCAUGGCACCAGUGCCAAACACCUUCAACGUCGUCUAGAUACUACGACUCACCUUACCACAAUACAGACAACCUAUCACUGGUUCAUGAACUAUGCGACCGGUAAUUGUCCACACCGCAUGUACCUGCGUGAACUUAAACGUUACCAGACUUAUCUGGACUCACCCCCGAAAAAUUAUAUGCUUCCACACCUUGAGGACAUCGCCUAUAAUGACACCUCUGACGAUACUAAAUGCCUCGAAGUUCAUCCCAAGAAACGGGACACUACUACUAACCUCUGUGAUCGUUAUCUUCACAGAGACCAAAUUAAACGUAUACGACUGGAUACGGGUUACCCUACUGACUCCCCUGUUUCUAGUUCAAUCUAAUCUUAGAUUUUAUUAAUUUUACUAUACUUUAUGUACACAUUUGUAAUGAGUUCAAAACUUUAGCAGCUUCCUUUCCUUCUUUUACACUAAUCAAACCUUACCCCUUAUUAGCGUAAAUAGAAGUUUAAUGAAUUUAGAACAAUUAAGAAUAGUGUGAAUCAUUCCACCUCUGACAGUAUUUACAGGUGGUCGCCCAUGUGGGCGAAAAGAAAAAUACAGGCUGUUACUUUUUUUACGUUUUGGUUGUUA
This is a messenger RNA of Rhizophagus irregularis DAOM 181602=DAOM 197198, 1455 nucleotides long. NCBI's taxonomy places the organism in Eukaryota, Fungi, Glomeromycota, Glomeromycetes, Glomerales, Glomeraceae. The record is from RefSeq and is a predicted model, not a curated record.